Messenger RNA from Sclerotinia sclerotiorum 1980 UF-70, 1101 nucleotides. RefSeq lists its product as hypothetical. NCBI's taxonomy places the organism in Eukaryota, Fungi, Ascomycota, Leotiomycetes, Helotiales, Sclerotiniaceae. Bases 1 to 1101 code for a protein of 366 amino acids. The record is from RefSeq and is a predicted model, not a curated record. The transcript is spliced from 2 exons. Gene Ontology annotation, molecular function: tRNA (cytidine-N3)-methyltransferase activity.
AUGUCUAAGGAAGACAUUCCGUCGAGUAACGAAGGUACUGUUGCGGUCGAGGAUAUCUCUUCCUUGACCAUCCAGGGUCCUGAGUCAUCAGUUGCUACUGAUCGCCCGGAACUUCCCCAUCGUUCUCAUAAUCCAGAAAACAACAUGAAAAGAUCUGAUCCCUUUCAGUUUGGUUCUCGAUAUCUGGGUGAACAAGACAACGUCUUCGAGUUCAAUGCAUGGGACCAUGUCGAGACUGAUGAUACUUACAAGGAGUAUGCAGAACUACAAUACGCAAAGCAACGCGAAGCUCCUGUGUCGGAAUUUGACAAAAAUAGAUUCAACUCCGAUCCCGCAAAAUGGUGGAACAAUUUCUAUAAAAAUAACACUGCCAAUUUUUUCAAAGACCGCAAAUGGCUCCAACAGGAAUUUCCUAUCCUUUCUCAAGUGACGGAGUCAAACUAUGGACCAGUUACCAUUCUGGAAGUUGGUGCUGGCGCAGGUAACACUGCUUAUCCAAUAUUAAAACAUAAUCAAAAUCCUGAAUUGAAAAUCCAUGCUUGCGAUUUCUCCAAGAAAGCAGUGGAAGUGAUACGUGCGAACGAAGCAUAUGACACCAAGAAUAUACAAGCAGACGUAUGGGAUGCUGCUGGCGAUGAUCUUCCCCCAGGAUUGAAAGAAAGUAGUGUCGAUGUUGUGAUCAUGAUCUUUAUCUUCUCUGCACUUUCCCCCAGCCAAUGGAAUCGGGCUGUCCAAAAUAUCUUCAAAGUCCUCAAACCAGGUGGUGAUGUUCUAUUUCGGGAUUACGGCCGCGGUGAUCUAGCUCAAGUACGUUUCAAAAAAGGUCGUUAUCUGGAAGAGAACUUUUACAUCAGGGGAGAUGGAACUCGGGUAUAUUUCUUCGAGAAAGACGAGUUGGUCAACAUUUGGACCGGAAAACUUCCCGAGUCAGACGCUGAGGGCAAAGCCUCAGAGAUAGAACAAGAGUGUGGCUUCGAUAUAAUUGAUUUAGGCGUGGAUAGAAGGUUACUGGUUAAUAGAGCCAAGGAACUAAAGAUGUAUAGAUGCUGGAUGCAAGGCCGAUUCAAGAAGAAGAGUUUGCCUAUCACCAAUUCAAAGUAA